This is a messenger RNA of Schistosoma margrebowiei, 5264 nucleotides long. The record is from the annotation of a GenBank genome assembly. Lineage: Eukaryota; Metazoa; Platyhelminthes; Trematoda; Strigeidida; Schistosomatidae.
AAUUACACAUCUACAUUCGGUCCAACAUUUAACUUAUUUCAUCUUGGGUCGCUCAAUUUGCAAUGAGUGUUCGUCGGAUAAGUAAAAAGUUCAGUGUCCAGUCUGUGGAGGCCUCAGAACUGAAAGGUGCGAAGUUGUCACUCUUAGGAGAGUCUACUGAGGCAUAUGCUGGUAUUCCGACGGAAGUUGUUGAUGAGGAUAUCGAAGCUGAAGAUGAAGACAAUACACAACUCAAUCUUUUCGAGGAAGAUGAUAAGACAUUACCUCCGAUGAGCAACUGGUUUGGUAAGCUCGCGGCUUACACUGGUGGAAUAGAGCCAACUGUAGGCGAAACUAAACAACUGAAAGAAAAACAAACGAAGUCAAAUGAUAACAAACGUUUGGGGACUAUAUUGGGUGUGUUUCUACCAUGCUGUCAAAAUAUAUUUGGCAUCCUAUUAUUUGUUCGAGUUGGGUGGAUUACAGGCGUAGCAGGCGCGUUUCAAACGUUUCUGAUAGUGUUUCUGUGUUGUAGCUGCACUAUGCUCACUGCUUUAAGUAUGUCUGCAAUUGCAACAAAUGGGAAAGUUCCUGCAGGUGGAUCGUAUUUCAUGAUAUCACGUUCAAUUGGCCCUGCUUUUGGUGGAGCAGUUGGUAUACUUUUUUAUCUUGGUACUACAAUAGCAUCUGCUAUGUAUCUAGUAGGAGCUGUGGAAGUGUUUCUUAAAUAUAUAUUUCCUCAGGCAUCGUUAUUUGGAGACAUUACAUCAGAUGCUGCGCUAUUCAACAAUACACGUAUUUAUGGCACAAUACUUUUGUUUACUGUUAUGUGUUGUGUGUUCAUGGGCAUUCGUUUUGUUAGCCGAUUUGCUGCUGUCAGUUUGGCUGCUGUUUUGAUAUCAAUUUUAUGCGUGUAUUUAGGAGUUUUUACAGUGAAUCCAUCCAGAAGUCCGUAUGUUUGUGCAUUGGGUGGACGUUUAUUAAGUCAAGAUUUUAUCACUGUCAACGGUACUGCACAAUGUCAUAAAAAUACCACAGGUCCUAUUUAUGAAGCAUAUUGUAAUAAUCGUGAAAUAGCAACAGAGGAAUCAUGUGCAUUUUUUAACGCUAACAAUAUCAGUUAUUUUCCUGCUAUGCCUGGUUUAACUUCAAAGAAAUUUUUCGAAAACCUUUUUAAAUCACAUUACCGUGAAAAGGGAGAGGCAUAUGAUAAUAUUGAUUUUCCGGCUGAUCGUAAAUAUGGUCAAGGUCCAAAUAUAGCAGAUGUUACAUCAAGUUUUAUGCUUCUCUUGGGUAUUUACUUUCCAUCUGUCACCGGCAUCAUGGCUGGUUCGAAUCGAUCAGGUGAUUUGACGAAUCCUCAGAAAUCUAUUCCAUUGGGAACUAUAUUGGCUAUAACAAUGACAUCGCUUGUAUAUUUAUCAUCACCUUUAUUGUUUGCUGCAAUCUGUGAUGGCUCUGUUAUGAGAGAUAAAUUCGGUGAAAGUUAUGGUGGUAUAUUGUUAGUCGCUGCAUUUGCAUGGCCACAUUUUUGGGUUAUUUUAAUUGGAUCAUGUUUAUCAACAAUUGGAGCUGGUUUACAAUCAUUAACUGGAGCACCAAGACUUCUACAGGCCAUUGCUCAAGACAAUGUUAUGCCAUUCUUGGAUGUAUUCAAAGUGAUUACAAAACGUGGUGAACCAUUACGUGCACAACUACUCUGUUAUGGAAUUGCACAACUGGGUAUACUAAUCGCUUCAAUAGAUCAUCUUACUCCUCUGAUUACCAUGUUCUUCUUGAUGUGUUAUGGUUUUGUAAAUUUGGCUUCAAUGCUUAAUGGAUUCUUGAAAGAGCCCAGUUGGCGUCCAAGAUUUCGAUUCUACCAUUGGUUCCUCUCAUUUGUGGGAUUAUGUUUAUGCAUUGCCCUAAUGUUUAUCUCUAGUUGGUAUUACACUAUUGUCGCUUGGGCGUUAGCGUUUGCUAUUUACAAAUAUAUUGAAUUUAGAGGUGCUUCUAAAGAAUGGGGUGAUGCUACAAGAGGUUUACAAAUGUCCACAGCAAAACAAGCUAUUUUAAAACUUGGUAAUAAACCAAUUCAUACAAAAAAUUGGCGACCACAAAUUUUAGUUUAUUUACCAUUGGAUGAAAAUUUUCAAGCACGUCAUGAUCGUCUAUUGGAUUUAGUUUAUCAAUUAAAAGCUGGACAUGGUUUAACAUUGGUGGCAUCGAUUUUAGAAGGUGAUAUUAUUGAUAGACGUAAUGAUAUGAUUGCUGUUAAAGCCCAUUUAAGUGAUCUUAUUCAACAACAUCGCAUUAAAGGUUUAGCUGAAGUACUUGUCGCUUCUACUAUUGAUGAAGGCAUGAAAAAUAUGGCACAGUGUGCUGGUCUUGGGAAUUUACGUCACAAUACACUUAUGGUGUCAUAUCCUGAAGAUUGGCGAGUCGAUUGUAAAAGUAGCGGAAGUAAAUUGUCUAAAUUUAUAUCGACUUUGAGAGCUGCACAAGCAUGUGAUAUAGCAAUGCUGGUGCCUAAAGGAAUAGAUUCGUUUCCUUUGAGCAAAGAAAAUCAAAUGAUUGGAAAUGUUGAUGUUUGGUGCAUUGUUCAUGAUGGUGGUCUGCUACUGUUAACAUCAUAUUUGUUAAUGCGUAAUCGUGUAUGGCGUAAAUGCCAUUUACGCAUUUUUGUGGUGGCUACUGAAGAUGACGAUAUUGUAAAUCUGAAGAAGGAUAUGACCAAGUUCAUGUACGAUUUGAGAAUUAAUGCUUCUGUGGAAGUAGUAGCAAUGAGUACUGCUGAUAUAUCAGCUUAUGUUACUCAACGAACAGCUAGUAUUGAACAACGUCGUGCACUUCUGAUGCAAAUGAAAAUAUCCAAUGUUGAAGCACGUUGUGAUCCUCAACUUAUUGUUGACCAACAUCGUAAACCUAGUUCAGUUGAUAUCAAUCCAACAGAUAUCAUCAAAUCGAAUUGUUCCAUUGAUUCUCAUAAACUUUUACCGGCUAUAUCAGCUACAUCAACGGAAAGUUCAGAUCAGUCACCUGAUCAUGCAACAAAUGUAACAAAUACCAGUAGUAACGAUUCUGCUUCCAAAGAAGAUACGAAAUCAUCAAAUAUGAAACCAGAUACUGAAUCGAAUAAUAAAUCUAUUUCAAAUCAUUCACAUCAUUGUACUGUAUCAUUUGCAACUGGUUCAAAUGUUGCAAUUAGUGAAUCUGACAAAUCUACUAAUCCCAAAGAAAAUGAUACAAACUCAGAAAUAAAUCGUGGUAUUAAUGAAUUUACCUUUUCACCUUCAAAUCCAUUGACUAAGCUAGUUCAAAAAGCUGCAAAAGAAGCAGGUUCUAAAGAAGAGCAUUUAUUGAAUAAAGCGCAUCCAGGAAAAAUAACUAGAACUCAACGUCGCUUACACUGUGCUGUACGUUUAAAUGAAUUAUUACGCACUCACUCAAGUGAAUCAGACUUAGUCAUUGUGAAUAUGCCUGGACCAUCACGUACUCUAGGAAGUGAAUAUUAUUAUAUGGAUUAUAUUGAAACAUUGACAGAUGGCUUACCACGUAUAUUAUUGGUACGUGGAACAGGACGUGAAGUAAUCACUGCAUUUUCUGAAUAAAUAAUAAUAAUACUGAAUUUUCUGUGUGUAUGUAUGCUGAUUAUCCUCAUGUUAAUGAUAUAAGGUACAUUUUCAUGAAACAAAAAACAUAAUCUAGUUGUAAAACGUGUCAAGUCUCUGUUUUGCUCACAAUUAAAUCAUUCUGUUUAUUCUCACUAAUUUUAUCUUUAAAAUUCAUAAACUGCUGUUCCUUUUAAAUCUGUCAUAAUUUGUUACAUUGUUCAAUGUUUAUUUUGAUUAGCCCUAUUACUCAGUUUAAUUUUAGUUACAUAAAUAAUUAUUCAUCUUUAAUUUUCUAAUCAUUCUUCUCCUGCAUUCAAAUAGAUACUGUAAUUGUAUUCUCGUGAGAUGUUUACGUUUUCAUGCUGAAUCUAAUCACACUUUCAUACUGCUGAAACUUAUUAUUGUUCAUAAUUCAAGUGUAAUACUAAUAAAGUGGAAACUUAAAGAUUAAUCCUUGUUACCUUUCAUCCUAAAUAAUGAUAAUAAUAAUAGUAGCAACUAAUUCAACGUUACUUCUAAUUCUCCGUUUGACCUGUUUAUCUUUGUGAACCGUUUCAUUGUGCUUAGAUUCUACAAUAGAUGAAAUUGAAACAACCAACUGUUUCUUUUGUGUUCUAUCAUUUUCUUCAAAUAAUCUAUUCGGUUCCCAUCUUUCAUUUUGUAUACCCGCUCUCUUGAAAACACCAACUAAUCGUUACGGAAUCGGUUUAAUAGCUAUUUUGCAAGAGAAAUCACACGUUGAGAGAUUAAAGGUGGCAGCUGUGUUUCCUUAAAUUUAUUUUUCAUGGCUUAUCUUUCAUAUUUCCUCGAUCGCGCCUUUUCUUCCUCUUUUGAUCUAUUUAGUCGAUUUUUUACAAAAAUUAUUCAACGUCUUCUGUAGAUUCAUUGUAUUAUCUUGUAACAAAAGAAAAAACAACUAACGUGUAUCGUAAUUACAACCUAUGGUGGGGACAGAACUCUUCACAUCUAAUACCAAUGAUUCUUGAUAAUUCUACCUCACAUUUCUUCUAUUUUAGUCGUGCACAGUUUCAAUCAGUUAAAUAUAAACUACAAUUUUGUUGUCUUCUGUAAUAAUAUUCUUCAUAAUGAACGUUUGUAUUAUUUCGUAACACUACAAUAUGCAUAGAAUUUAGUACUAUAUAUAUUUGUUCGCUUGUUUAGUUCACUAAUAUAAACCUGUAGGAUAUUUGAAGAGUUAACAGUUUAGUAAAUUGUUAUCCUUAAUUUUAUAAUUAAGAAUAUAUGUAUGUGUGUAUACAUAAUUUCUUUUCUUAUUUUCCUUCUACUACUUCUGUCAUUUAUUCACACAUACGUGACAUCAGUGUACUCUUUUGUCAGUAAAGUAAAUUCAUUUUGUUUUAUUACAAUAUGGUUUCUAUCCUUUUUAUUGUAUUCAUUUUUCUGCUAUUCAUAGUUUCAAUGUAUUACUCAGUUUGUUAACACUAUAAAUUGUUAUUCAAAUUUUGAAGUAUACGCUCUUCAUGUGGCGCAUACGUUAAAUAUAAAUAUUUACCAAUUUACAAUGAACUUUAAACAGAGUAGAAUUCUUUUUUUAGAAAAAUUAGCACAAAAAUAUAAUCAAGUAUAUCUAUUUAAAGUUUAGCAAAUUCCUUGUGGUAUCUCAUAAUCGUUAGAAAGUUUUCUACUAUAUGCAAAUCAAUGUUCUAAAUUAUUGAGAAAAUUACUUGUUUU